This is a messenger RNA of Symsagittifera roscoffensis, 2311 nucleotides long. RefSeq lists its product as uncharacterized. Bases 65 to 1849 code for a protein of 594 amino acids. The transcript is spliced from 12 exons. NCBI's taxonomy places the organism in Eukaryota, Metazoa, Xenacoelomorpha, Acoela, Convolutidae. The record is from RefSeq and is a predicted model, not a curated record.
CCUAAUUGUUGUGAUAAACUUAUUAAAUAGAUGAUGAUUUGUUUUUGAAAGAUCAGUGAGCUGCAUGUCUGACUCAGCGCAUUCGAAUUCUUCAUAUUCGUCAAAUUGGAGGUUGUUUUUGAAACGUGACUACACUUAUGGAACUCAGCCAGGAACAAGUCAAGACCAGAAAACUAAAUUUCAAUUUAAGCCAAAAAAGUCCUACUACACAAACCGAGGAAUCCGCUAUAUCAUAGCACAUGUGAUAUCAUGGAUAUUCCUGAUAGCAGUUGUUUGUAUGGACUUCUAUACGUGUUAUCUGAACUAUAAACAUGGAACCUUUCAAAACAGGUUCACUUUUCUGAGAUUCCCGGGACAACAUGGCAUAUUUGUGACAUCUCUCAGGGGCAUGGUGUAUAUUGGAUACAUGGCGUUUCAUGCUUUCCGAAGCUAUCAGAUCAAGUGCCACUACUAUGAGCUAGGGUAUUAUCGCCCCCAUUUCAUGGCCUCGUGGACCAUGGACGUCGUUGGUGGAUUCACAUUGAUGUGCCAGCUCGUUCUGUUCAUUAUAAUUCCUUAUUGCGCUAAGGAUAACAGGUUUGUUGUCUUGCUGUGGCUGGAGUUAACAUGCACGUUUCUCAUUUUCACGAAUAGCAAAGUGACAUACCGGAGCAUUUUGCUGCACAAUAUAGCGGACAACUUAGCGCCCAUUCCGAAAGAAUUGUCCAUCAAUAGUACCAAGAAGCUAUCCGAACAUGAUUUCAGAGUGGCGGCAUUGAAGAGGCGUCAGAUCAUUCCAUCGACCAGUUACUACCGGGUCUGCCGAAGAGUUGCGGUGCAUGUCAAUCAAAAUGUUCUGUCUGCCCAUGGAGCAAUUUAUAUCAUGGGAACUUACAACUAUCUCUGUGAAGUGAUGAUGUCAGCCGGCCUAACUUCAGACGGAAUGGUAAAAAGUACCGGUAUGUGGUUUGUCUACGCGUUCCUUUUGUCUUUUCUCUUCGCGUGUUUCUUUGCCUGGUUUUGGUACGAGAACUUCAUCCUCAAAGAUAUUGGAACUGUUUACAUUACACCUUGGGUUGUGUUCUUCCUGAUUCUGGCAUAUGGAAGCUUCACUUACACCACGAAAGAACUGGAGCCCUAUUUCGACUAUGAGUCCUACGCGACGGAGGGAGUGCCCAGAUUCGUGAUUGAUGCUUACUUCGGUGACCAGCAGACGGUGCCCAGGGACUUCUUCUUAGGCAUGGUGCUUAUGGGUUUUGUUAUCAAGAUUGUGGUGUGUCGUGAGGUGAAAGCGGAGGCACCUGCGAAAGAGGAAGAAGACGACUUCGCUUUUGUCCGCACCACAGACUAUAGACAUAUCGUAGGAACCAGGGGAGCUGAAGUGGACAAGUCUUCCAUGCCUUCAUUCAGCAUUUCUGUCUCGAGUACAAUCUCUGAGCGUGACUCGACACUCACCUCGAUCACAGCUCUCUUCAACUCAAGUCCGACUUACCCAACUACCAGUGGCAACAUGAACAAUCUAACCACUACUGCAAACUCAGACCCUGAACUGCUACACACGCCAACUACUCAUCGUAGAGCGUCUUUAGCCAGUACGUCUGCCUCUGUCAGCAGAUUGGGCAGAUCUAGAAUGGGCAGGUACUACACCUCGGCGGCGCUCAGUUCCCUCAGGGGAGACUCCAGUCCGAAGAGCUCCAUCUACCUCUCCUACAGACCACCGCCAGCCAGUGGAGGCGAAAGGUCUGCAUCUUUGUCAGCGGGAAAUUAUCUCACCACGGAUGUGGGUAAAUCGUUUCGGAGGAGAGAUCAAUCCAAAAGCCACCAGAAUGACUCACCGGAAGGGUCCCCGGGAGAAGAGAUAAAUAUAUAAACAACAAACCGAUAAACUGUUAGUAUAUUACUGCUAUUACUUGUGCAGCUCUUAUAAUGAUGACGCAGCAAACUGAUGAGGUUUGAGAAAAUUGCAAGAAACAAAGAAAAUCUUUUCUCUUAGUGAAUCUUUAAAAAUGAACAAAGAAGUGCUGAUGGAAAAUCUGCGAAGAAAAAACAAAGAACUUCUGCUGGAACAUCUGUGAAGGAACAACUAAGAAGAUGAUUCUGACUCGUGAUGGAUUGUAUGACGAGUCGAGAUUAUGUAUGAGUAUGGUCCACACUCUAAAAUUGUAUAUUCGCAUUAAGCUCUGAACAAUAAGUGUUAUUUUAGUUUGUUCAAAUUUGAGCAGUCUGCAUUGUUUACCGUGUAAUGAACCUUGAUUAUGUUAAUUUGUAUACAUCCUCUUUCAUGUUUGGCUUAUCGUACGACUUACAGGGUCGGUUGCUUUUUCGAAUUGAA